AUGGCCGAUGUCAGACAAGAUGAAGCCAACCAUUCGGGCAGCAUUAACUCGCCAAUGAGGUCACCAACUCCGCGUGGCAAGCGCAAGAGAUACACAACUGUGGCCUGCGAUGAGUGUAAGAAGCGCAAAGGAAAAUGUGACAGCCAAAUUCCGUGCCAGCGCUGCCGAGACAGGGCUGUUAAAUGCACUUACAGCUCGAGAUUAGCCAUCGCGUCGUUGCAAAACGACAGAGACUUCGAAUCGUUGAACGAAAAAAUCGAGAAAAUGCAAGCCCAGAUUGAUCGACACAUUGCAAACGGGCUCCUGACCAGUUCAGUAACCAAAGUGCCAGGCACCAGUUCAACACCAACUCCUAUUACACCCUCGCCGAAUGUAACUGACUACGAUUCAACCCACCAGUCCGAGAACAGUAGAUCCAUGCUUGUCUCAUCUGUCACAUCACGUCCGAGACCGCCCGAAUUUCAGGGUCCGACAAGUUCAUCUUUUCUCUUUCGAAUGGCGACGGAUUCCCUGGCCAUCGCUGGAAUCCAUCCCCCAACGCAUGCCGGACUCGAAGUGGACAGUCACUCAGCUUCGACUAAAUUCGGAUGCCAGGACACGAUUUCUGCAAAUCGUGGAGUCGAAAACCCCCUGCGCACCAUCUCUCGAAAUGAAGCCCUGCGUCUGCUAGAUUACUACCAUGACGAGUAUGGGGAAAUCUAUCCGUUCAUCGACAAAACAGUUCUGGAUCACGCGGCUCAUUACUUCUAUGACUGUUCCGACAUGGCUUCUCCUUCGUCAACCAGAACAUACCCCAAGGACGAAAACACCCUUUCCGAUGGCAUCUGGGACAUACUGAAGCUAGCUAUAGCCAUUUCUGCUGCCAUAGAGAAUCAUGGGCCCAAUUCCUUGAGCACGAGGCUUCUCGAGAGCGUCGAAUCCGGCUUCCCCACUCGCUUCCUGGGCAAAAUGGUUGAGCUUCUGGAGAUACAAGCCUGGACUGCCAUAAGCAUCCUACAGUUCCAUUUGGAUGAUCCGGUCCUCGCUUGGAGAACCAUCGGUCUUGCUGGCAGGGCCGUGAUUGACUUGGGCCUACACCGACGUGAGACUUACUCGAUGCGCUUCUCUGACAACAAGCAACGCCUACGAGCCAGUCAGCUCUUCUGGUCUAUAUAUGCACUUGAUAGACGUUGGAGCUUUAGCACUGGUCGCUCGUUCGCCAUCCCCGAGUGCGAUAUUGAUCUCGACCUUCCCAAACCGAGUAGCUCGGAAUCAUACCUUCUGUCGACCAUGGUCGCGUAUGCGCAAUUGGAAUCGAGAGUAUGGAAGUUGGCUUCCAAACCCACAGCCAAAUGCACACCAGAGAAACUAUCCUUCCUCUACUUCCGCGUGCAACAAUGGUAUCGGAAUAUCAAGCCCCAAUAUCAGCUGCGCCCGGCAAAGGAGCACAUCUUACCUGGAACCAAUCGAAGUGAAAACAAGAUCCGUCUACUUUUGUACUUCAGCGUCAAUCAAUUACAGCUCUUCAUCUUCCGCCAGGAACUCUUGAUCGCGCGCAUGACGGACGAAGACUUGCCAAAUGCUAGGCUCGCUGUGGAAGCGGCAAAGGACAAUAUUCGACUGUUACGAAGAGUGAGCCAAAUCGCAGACUUUUAUUCCGCACAGCAAGCUCCUUUCAACCACUUCCUUAUUUCUGCGCUUGCGGUCCUUUUUCUCGCCGUGUGCCACGCUCCAAAUCAAUUCAGCAACACCUGUCGUGAAGAAUUCGUAAUGGCACUUGAGCUCAUUCAGGAAUUCUCUUCCGAGUCUCAUAUCGGGAAAAGGCUCUGGAAACGGGUCCAACACCUCAAGCAAAUUGGCCUGAGUCUAGGUCUGCUGGGCAACUGCGCCCACACAGGUGGGUUGGGGAAUGAGGAUGGCACUCUGAAUAGCACAGAUUCCAAUCCCGCACCUUUGCGUUUCUCGUCGAUGGAGAAUGGUCAGCAACCAGAAACACAACAUCCGCCUGUCUGCUCUCAGAUAGUGACGCCUUUUACGGACGAGACGAUUGAUCCGUACCAGCUCACCAGUGACUUGACGACCAUGUUCGAUACAAUCCAACCAUCUCACAGAUGGCCUGCAGCGGGAGAUGGUGGGCUGAUUCAGGUGGACAGAUACCAUCUUGCCAUGAACUGCGAUCUGUCAAGAGACUUUUUGGAUUCAUUUUAA
Molecule: messenger RNA, 2187 nt
Organism: Exophiala mesophila
Lineage: Eukaryota; Fungi; Ascomycota; Eurotiomycetes; Chaetothyriales; Herpotrichiellaceae
Exons: 5
Coding region: 1-2187 (728 amino acids)
Biological process (GO): DNA-templated transcription; positive regulation of transcription from RNA polymerase II promoter by galactose
Cellular component (GO): nucleus
Molecular function (GO): zinc ion binding; DNA-binding transcription factor activity, RNA polymerase II-specific; RNA polymerase II cis-regulatory region sequence-specific DNA binding
Source: RefSeq, a predicted model, not a curated record